This is a messenger RNA of Pelecanus crispus (Dalmatian pelican), 1017 nucleotides long. It is a transcript of the gene GPR160, whose product is annotated as G protein-coupled receptor 160. Gene Ontology annotation, cellular component: plasma membrane; signaling receptor complex. The record is from RefSeq and is a predicted model, not a curated record. NCBI's taxonomy places the organism in Eukaryota, Metazoa, Chordata, Aves, Pelecaniformes, Pelecanidae.
AUGGCUGCCAUACUCUGUGAAAAUUGUUCUGGUCAGUACCACUACACCCAGGUCAACCAACCUCUUGAAAUCAGCUGCUUGUUGCUCCUGAUUAUGCUCGGAAAAGUGUUCCUUGAUUUCGUCAUGUUGCAAGUUAAGCAAAAAAAUGUAAAAGUUAGUUUUAUGGGAUAUUUUUGCAUUUCACUGGCACUUCUCGAUUUCACACUGCUGAUGAGUAUAUCUUUCACUUUCUAUUUUGAGGACUUUGCGCUCUGGGGGAUGCGAUUUACAAAGUACCACAUUUGCCUGUUCACUCAGAUAAUUUCUCUUACCUACGGUAUUUUGCAUUACCCGGUAUGUCUUGUGGCUGGUCUGGAUUAUUACAUGACUAUAGCCCAAACCUCUCAAUUUUCUAAAAGAGGUCAAAGAUUACUUUAUGUAUUUGCUGUGCUUGUGAUAUGGAUUUCAGGGUUUUUUUGCAUUCUGAAAGUUCCCGCUAUCUACGAAGAACUAGAAAUUCAGAACCGUUUUUCUCCGUACCAGUGUCCUCUCUAUGCCAGCAUGCAGAGCUACUCGGUCUCGUGGGCCAUGGUGCUGCUCAUAGGCAUGGCUCUCCUGGCCUGUCGGAAGGAAGUUCUAACCAUGCUGCUGUCUGCCAGGGUAGUUUCCUUUGCCAGUCAGCCUGUUCUGGUGUUCUCCUACGUGUCCAACAGCGGCACUUGCUUUAAGUGGCAGCUCCUGACCAGACUCCUCAUCUGUUUUCUUGGCACCUGGACACCUUUUGUUCUUCUUCAAAUUAUCAUCUUGUUUCUCGGUGCUCGGAUUCCAGCCUACAUGGAGAUGAACGUCCCCUGGCUGUACUUCAUCAACAGCUUUCUCAUUGCCGUAGCGUACUGGUGUCGAUGUCACGAUGUUGAAUUGACAGAGGAGAUGUGGUCUACAGAUCCAUUUGUCAGCUGGAAAUUCUGCUUUGUGCCAUUUAACAAUGAAAACACAGAGCCAGCUGAUAAGCCAGGCACAGUAAUUGUAAUCUGUUAA